Ostertagia ostertagi is the source of this 396-nucleotide messenger RNA. The record is from the annotation of a GenBank genome assembly. NCBI's taxonomy places the organism in Eukaryota, Metazoa, Nematoda, Chromadorea, Rhabditida, Trichostrongylidae.
AUGGAUGGAGAUGAUGGCUUUGAUUAUUUAUUCAAGAUUGUGCUUAUUGGAGACAUGGGAGUAGGGAAAACAUGUGUGGUUCAACGUUUUCGAAAUGGCACCUAUGUUGAUAGGCAGGGAACAACGAUAGGCGUAGAUUUCACUAUGAAAACCCUUAUUAUAGAUGGCAAACGUGUGAAGUUACAAAUAUGGGAUACCGGUGGACAGGAGCGAUUCCGAACUAUAACGCAGUCAUAUUACCGAUCGGCGAACGGAAUUGUUUUGUGCUAUGAUAUCACUUGUAAACAGUCAUUCAACAGUUUGCAAAGGUAUUUGAUCGCAGGCAUUCAGUUCCUCUUCAAACUGAUUCUCCGUCUCGAUUUUUUCGUUCGGGCUGAAGGUGGCCAGAGCCACUGA